This is a messenger RNA of Nyctereutes procyonoides (raccoon dog), 2284 nucleotides long. It is a transcript of the gene CNGA1, whose product is annotated as cyclic nucleotide gated channel subunit alpha 1. The transcript is spliced from 8 exons. Gene Ontology annotation, cellular component: intracellular cyclic nucleotide activated cation channel complex; plasma membrane. NCBI's taxonomy places the organism in Eukaryota, Metazoa, Chordata, Mammalia, Carnivora, Canidae. Gene Ontology annotation, biological process: monoatomic cation transmembrane transport. Gene Ontology annotation, molecular function: intracellularly cAMP-activated cation channel activity; protein-containing complex binding; cGMP binding. The coding region runs from base 1 to 2076 and encodes 691 amino acids. The record is from RefSeq and is a predicted model, not a curated record.
AUGAAGAAAAAUAUUAUCAAUACAUGGUACUCUUUUGUAAACAUUCCCAAUGUGAUUGUUCCAGAUAUUGAAAAGGAAAUAAGAAGGAUGGAAAAUGGGGCACGCAGCUCCUUUUCUGAUGAUGAUGGUGAUGACGACAGUGCCUCCAUGUUUGAAGAAUCAGAGAAUGAAACCCCCCAUACAAGGGAUUCCUGUAGAAAUAACUCACAGAGAAGGGAUCCAUCACAGAGGGAGCAGUACCUGCCUGGUGCCAUCGCGCUUUUCAAUGUUAACAAUAGCAGCAAUAAGGAGCAAGAACCAAAAGAAAAAAAGAAAAAGAAAAAAGAAAAGAAGAGCAAAUCAGGAGAUAAAAAUGAAAAUAAAAAGGACUCAGAGAAGAAAAAGAAGAAAGAAAAGGAAAAAGAGAAGAAAAAUAAAGAGGAGAAAGGCAAAGAUAAGAAAGAAGAGGAGAAGAAAGAGGUCAUGGUUAUUGAUCCUGCAGGAAACAUGUACUAUAACUGGCUGUUUUGCAUCACUUUACCUGUUAUGUACAACUGGACUAUGGUUAUUGCAAGAGCAUGUUUUGAUGAACUUCAGUCUGAUUACCUAGAAUAUUGGAUCAUUUUUGAUUACCUAUCAGAUACAGUCUAUCUUCUUGAUAUGUUUGUACGAACAAGGACAGGUUACUUAGAACAAGGACUGCUGGUGAGGGAGGAGGCUAAGCUCAUAGAGAAAUAUAAAUCAAACUUGCAAUUUAAACUUGAUUUUCUAUCAGUAAUACCAACUGAUCUGCUGUAUUUUAAGCUGGGGUGGAACUAUCCAGAAAUUAGAUUAAACAGACUGUUAAGGAUCUCUCGAAUGUUUGAGUUCUUCCAGAGAACAGAAACAAGAACAAACUACCCAAAUAUCUUCAGGAUUUCCAACCUUGUUAUGUAUAUCGUCAUCAUUAUCCACUGGAAUGCGUGUGUGUACUUCUCUAUUUCCAAAGCUAUUGGAUUUGGAAAUGAUACGUGGGUGUAUCCUGACGUUAACGAUCCUGAAUUUGGCCGUUUGGCUAGAAAAUAUGUAUACAGCUUGUACUGGUCUACACUGACUUUGACCACAAUUGGUGAAACACCACCUCCCGUGAGGGAUUCUGAGUAUGUCUUUGUGGUGGUUGAUUUCCUAAUCGGAGUGUUAAUUUUUGCUACCAUUGUUGGUAACAUAGGUUCUAUGAUUUCCAACAUGAAUGCUGCCAGGGCAGAAUUUCAAGCAAGAAUUGAUGCAAUCAAGCAAUAUAUGCAUUUCCGAAAUGUAAGCAAAGAUAUGGAAAAGAGAGUUAUCAAAUGGUUCGACUAUCUGUGGACCAACAAAAAAACAGUUGAUGAGAAAGAAGUCCUCAAGUAUCUACCUGAUAAGCUGAGAGCAGAGAUCGCCAUCAACGUUCACUUAGACACUUUAAAAAAGGUGCGCAUUUUUGCGGACUGUGAAGCUGGGCUGUUGGUGGAAUUGGUCUUGAAAUUACAACCCCAAGUCUACAGUCCUGGAGAUUACAUUUGCAAGAAAGGGGAUAUCGGACGAGAGAUGUACAUCAUCAAGGAAGGCAAACUCGCUGUGGUGGCAGAUGAUGGAAUCACUCAGUUCGUGGUCUUGAGUGAUGGCAGCUACUUCGGCGAGAUCAGUAUCCUUAACAUUAAAGGUAGCAAAGCUGGCAAUCGAAGAACAGCCAAUAUUAAAAGUAUUGGCUACUCCGAUCUGUUCUGUCUCUCAAAAGAUGACCUCAUGGAAGCUCUAACUGAGUACCCAGAUGCCAAAACUAUGCUAGAAGAGAAGGGAAAGCAAAUCUUGAUGAAAGAUGGUCUACUGGAUAUAAAUAUUGCAAAUGCUGGAAGUGAUCCUAAAGACCUGGAAGAGAAGGUCACCCGAAUGGAGGGAUCAGUAGACCUCUUGCAGACAAGGUUUGCUCGGAUCCUGGCUGAGUAUGAGUCAAUGCAGCAGAAACUGAAGCAAAGACUAACCAAAGUUGAGAGAUUUCUGAAACCAAUUAUUGACACAGAAUUUUCAGCUCUUGAAGGAACGGGAGAUGAAAGUAGGCCCCUGGACUCCACACAGGACUGAGAAGCUGGUCAUUAACAAGGACGUGCCUCAUGAUCCUUUUGGUUUAGGCAACUCUAAAUUGGAAGAAGAGGGAGAUUCAGCUGGGGGAGUGUUUCCAUAAGGAAAAUGGGCUUUGGUGCAGGAUACAAGGCCCGCGCACCCACUUGGGAGGUACUGUGAUUAACAAUCAUCAUCCUUAGGAUUUUUCAGAAUGGAUAAUGUGCAAAGA